Molecule: messenger RNA, 981 nt
Organism: Caenorhabditis remanei
Lineage: Eukaryota; Metazoa; Nematoda; Chromadorea; Rhabditida; Rhabditidae
Exons: 3
Coding region: 1-981 (326 amino acids)
Biological process (GO): innate immune response
Molecular function (GO): protein binding
Source: RefSeq, a predicted model, not a curated record
AUGACAAAGUUGAUCGACCUCAAUGAGGAUGCAAUGACUCAUAUUUUGGAGCGUUGUAACUUCCUGGAUGUACAAAUCCUCCGUCGUACUUGUGGUGCUCUGCGAGACCACAUCACUAAAAUGCCGCCAAAAUCUUCAAUUUCGGAAAUCCGGAUCAGAAUUAAUGAUGGAUCUAUUUUUCUAAAUCUUGGAGCACAGUUGAAUGUGGAGUACCACGAUCACAACGGAGGAUGCCGAGUUGUGGCUCAAAAACUGGAUUUGCCAGCGGAAACCCGUGUAAAAGAGGGUCAAAACUAUAUGGAACUCUUCAUAAACGAUUUGAAAACGGUUAUGGAGUAUCAGCGACAAACUUCUCUGGACGACUUCAAGAUUGUGACUGGAGAAGACCAACUCGUACCUUUUGAGGAGGCGUGUACCCAACUUAUGGCUCGAAUUGCAGAUAUCCUCCCAUCUGCAUCCAUAAAAUCCAAAAAACUAUUCAUCAAAGUCUGGAACGAGUCUCAAAUCCUCCAAGUCUUUCCCCAUUUCCACACGAAUUCGCUGGAGGAGCUUGUCCUGGAAUCCGUAAGAGACCCUCUAACCAUGGAUUGGCUGGAAAUUGAUGACUAUCUGGAAACAAAUACCUGGGAUAAUCUGAAAGUGAUCAAAGUGGAUGCUAUGAUGCGCCGUCCAGUUUUCCACUUUCUUCACUGUGAGAGAGUGGAUAUGAAGUGCUUCAAGCUGGUCAGAAAUGAUAUCCAACAGAUUAAAGCGGCACUCCUAGCGUCGCCCAGUCUCCACAAAGUGUUCGUCAUUCACUUCGAGUCUAGAUUUCCAAGAUUGCCAGAACUGGAAAAUCAGGAGCUUAACCAGUCGCGAUAUGGUCUGGACGACAUGGAGUUGGAGUUGAUUCUGACUUUCUUCUACCAUCGACUUGAAUUCCGCUUUGUCUCGCGGCGCCCAAAUGUUCCAGUGCGAUUGCCGGUUGCUCAAAAUGUUUAA